This is a messenger RNA of Colletotrichum higginsianum IMI 349063, 363 nucleotides long. RefSeq lists its product as uncharacterized. The record is from RefSeq and is a predicted model, not a curated record. The coding region runs from base 1 to 363 and encodes 120 amino acids. NCBI's taxonomy places the organism in Eukaryota, Fungi, Ascomycota, Sordariomycetes, Glomerellales, Glomerellaceae. The transcript has a single exon.
AUGCUCCCCUCUGCACCUGGUCUCCGAGAGGGCCAAGCAGUCGGUGACCCAAUCACCAGCUCACCGCUCUCGUUGUCGUUGUCGACUCGUCGAUCGUAUCCGCCCGCCAUGACCUUUCUCGUCAAGCUCCUUAGGCACCCAGAUAAACCCAACAUUCGCAGUCAUCCAUCCAUCUUCCCAGCAUCUAUUGAGCCAGUCAAACCUGCGCCGCGCUAUCUGUACACUACGAAAACACUGGACAACCAGCUCUCUUCCCGUUCGUCCAUCAAGCUUCAAGACCGACCUCGAGUCUCCGCUCUUCAAGAAACAAAAAGGCCAAGGCCGUUUUUGGUGGAGAAGCCGCAGGGUCGUCCAGCACCUUAA